UAUUCAAGCCAAGAAGUAGAAAAAUAAAAGAAGAAAGAAGUUCCAAACCCCUUCUCCAAUCUAAGUCCUCUUCUCCCAAAAACAAAAUAAAACCCCUCUCAUUUCAAAGCUCAAUAAACGAGCUAACCCCACCAAAAAGCCCACCAAUAGUUUUGAUUAAUAAGGAAAUAAUUAAUUUAUUUCCAACAAAGUGGUAUCAGAGCCCGAGUUAUUAUUAAGUAUGCUCUGUGGUUGCAGCGUAGUCUGAACUUCCACAUCAGAAAAAAAUUUCUCGUGUUUUUGUUAUCACGAUUGUCCCAUGGUCGAAAAAUCUACUUUCCCCAUUCAAUUCCCCCACCUUACCAAAACCAACUACAAAAAUUGGUGCAUUCGUAUGAAAGCCUUUCUGGGAUCCCAAGAUGCUUGGGAUAUUGUUGAGAAAGGUUACGAGAUACCCUCGGAGGAUUCUCGGUUAUCUCCUGCUGAAAGGGAGGUAUUGAGAAAAAAAUAGAAAGAGUGAUCAAAUGACACUCACUCUAAUUCAUCAAUGUCUUGAUGAAUCCAUGUUCGACCAAGUAGCAGAUUCUACCAUGGCGAAGGAAGCAUGGGAAAUUUUGCAAAAAGAAAUGCAAGGCGUGGAACCAGUAAAGAAGGUUCGACUUCAGACACUCAUGGGAGAUUUUGAAUCUAUGAAAAUGAAGGAAGGUGAAUCUGUUUCAGAUUACACCGCACGUGUGAAGUCUAUCGCUAGCAAACUGAAGCAGUAUGGGGAGAAAAUUGAAGAGACCAAAGUGGUGGAGAAAAUUAUACGGUCAUUAUUACCGAAGUUCGACUAUGUGGUGGUGGCCAUGGAGGAAGCAAAAGGCGUGUCAAAGAUGACAGUGGAUGAAGUUAUCGACACAUUGCAAGAACAGGAGGAAAGAUUAUAUAAAAUAAAUGAAGAAUCAUCAGAACAAGUGUUAGCUACAAAAGGUACCACUGAAGAGAAAGAAGGUGCCCGAGGAGGAGGUCAGUACAGAGGUCGAGGCAGCUACAGAGGUAGAGGAAGAGGAAGAGCUCGAGGAGCAUAUCAAAGUAGAGAUGGAGGAAAUUUCAUCACGAACAAUUAUGAAACGUCCACCAGAGGCAGAGGUUGUGGACGUGGAAGAGAAAGUUGGAGAUCAAAUGAAGAUCAUGAUAAAUCCAACGCCCAGUGCUAUAAUUGCUCGAAGUACGGGCAUUAUGAUUCGGAAUGUUGGAGUUUGCCUAAAGAAGUGGAGGAGACAGCAAACAACGUGCAAGAAGAAGAAAUCAAAGGCACAUUGAUGCUGUCACAUCAAGGAGAAGAAAAACCGAAAGAUAACAUGUGGCACCUAGAUAAUGCAGCAAGUAACCACAUGUGCGGUACAAGAAAAAUGUUUGUGGAUAUGGAUGAAUCAGUGAAAGGAAAUAUCGUAUUUAGAGACUCCUCGAAAGUUCCUAUCAAAGGGAGAGGAACUAUACUCAUCCGGUUGAAGAAUGGAUCACAACAAUUUAUCAGUGAUGUGUACUAUGUCCCAAACAUGACAAGUAACAUCUUGAGUUUGGGUCAGCUAAUGGAGAAAAAUUAUGAAGUUCAUAUGGUGAAUCGUCAACUGGAGCUGUUAAAUGAGAAGAAGCAGUUGUUGGCCAGAGUCCCAAUGUCGAGAAAUAGAAUGUUCAACCUGAACAUUCAAACUGAAAUGGCGAAGUGUCUGAAAGCGUGUGUGAAGGACACUACAUGGCUAUGGCAUCUCAGAUUUGGUCAUCUGAAUUUUGAAGGCCUGAAGUUACUCGGUCAGAAGAAGAUGGUUCAUGGUAUGCAAGUGAUCAAUCAUCUAGACCAGUUGUUCGAAGGAUGCUUAGUUGGGAAGCAAUUCAGGGAAAGUUUCCCGAAGGAGUCCCUGUCAAGAGCUAAAACAUCGCUUGAGCUUGUACAUGCAGAUCUCUGUGGACCGAUUACCCCAACAUUGUUCGGAAAGAACAAAUAUUUUCUACUGUUCAUUGAUGACUACAGUAGAAAGACAUGGGUAUACUUUUUGAAGCAGAAGUCAGACACAUUUGAAGCUUUCAAGAAGUUUAAGAUGCUCGUGGAAAAUGAAAGCGUCCGCUACAUCAAAGUCAUGAGAUCAAAUAGAGGGGGAGAAUUUAUGUUGAAGAAGUUCAGAAGGUUCUGUGAAUAUCAAGGAAUUCGCAGGUUUCUCACAGUCCCAAGAUCCCCACAGCAGAAUGGAGUCGUUGAGAGGAAGAACAGAACUGUCCUCAACAUGGCGAAAACAAUGCAGUCAAAAUCGCGCUUUAAAACUUAAAAACUUACGAUUUUACGCUUUUAGGUCACCAAAACACUUUCGUUUUCAUAUAAAAACUUAAGAGUAUAAAAUCGGACUAAAUUGCGCUUAAAAGCUUACGAUUUUACGCUUCUAAUUCUCCAAAACGCUUUACGUUUUUACGCUUUUAGUUCACUAAAUGAGUAUUCUUUUCAUGAAAUUAAUUAUGAAAAAUAUAUUUUAAAAGUAAAUCACCAACAAUAUGAUACAUUUGAGAUUACAAGAUACAAAUAAGGUACUUGGAUGCAUUCUCAACUUAGAUAGAGAAAUCUAAUUCACCCGUUAGGCUUUUCCCAAAUUCAUUAGCAUAGUGGGAAAAGUGGCUUAUUGUUAAAAUUUAUGUUUACAAACUUUAUUAUAAGAUGCUAUAAGUUGUUCUACUUUAGGCAUGAAUCACAUGUAUUUAUUGACUUAUCAUCUAAAUUCUGUGCAUUCAUAUUUUGCAUAGCAUAUGUCAUACUUAAUACAUUUUUAGUUAUUUU
Linum trigynum is the source of this 2785-nucleotide messenger RNA. The record is from the annotation of a GenBank genome assembly. Lineage: Eukaryota; Viridiplantae; Streptophyta; Magnoliopsida; Malpighiales; Linaceae.